AUGAGUUUCCAAUUCAAUAUUAAGGAUUAUGAUGAUGUUGCAGUUGUUCCACUGACCCAUGACGGUGAAGAAGACAAUGAAUUAUGCCGGAUUAUGUACUCGGAGGAGUACAAACAAGUGAUGUCGCUAGUGAGAGCAUUGAUUAAGGAAAAUGAAUUGUCUGUUAGAGCAUUGAGUUUGACUUCAAAGGCAAUUGAAUUGUCUCCUGCUUUCUAUACAGUAUGGAACUAUCGUUAUAGAAUCCUUGAACAUCUGCUGCAAGAGGAGACGUUGUUGCAAAAUGGUCACGAUGCAUCAUAUCUGUUGAACAAAGAACUAGAUUGGUUAGAUGAGUUCACUUUGAAUAACCCUAAAAACUAUCAAAUUUGGUCAUAUCGUCAAGCUCUAUUGACCCAUUUACAUCUACACGCAACCUUCACUAGAGAACAACCUAUUAUGGAACUUAUGAUAGAUGAUGAUUCAAAAAAUUAUCAUGUUUGGUCCUAUCGUAAAUGGUGUUGUUCUCAUUUCAGAACUUAUGGUCAUGAAUUGACAUUCACUGAGAAAUAUAUCGAGAGAGACGUAUAUAACAAUAGUGCAUGGAAUCAUAGAUUAUCGGUAUUGAAACAAUGCGAUAUUGAUUUUGAUCAAGAAUUACAAUAUGCCAAGGGGAAGAUCGAGUAUGUACCACAAAAUAUAAGUACUUGGACUUAUCUGAGAGGACUAUUGGAAUCUCAGGAGACACCAAAGGUACUUGUGGAUGAGUUAUUGACUUUCACAACUAAAUUCCUAGAUGAAUCAUCAUAUGCUUUAGAAUUUUUCGCUUAUUUGAAUUCUUUACCUGAAGUUAAUGAACCCCAAAAAGCUAUUGAAGCCUAUACUACUCUAGCUACAAAAGCAGAUCCUAUCAGAAAGAAUCUUUGGGAUCACAAGAUUCAAUUGCUACAGAAAUCAUAA
Messenger RNA from Maudiozyma saulgeensis, 936 nucleotides. The record is from the annotation of a GenBank genome assembly. NCBI's taxonomy places the organism in Eukaryota, Fungi, Ascomycota, Saccharomycetes, Saccharomycetales, Saccharomycetaceae.